Ceutorhynchus assimilis (cabbage seed weevil) is the source of this 3285-nucleotide messenger RNA. The record is from the annotation of a GenBank genome assembly. NCBI's taxonomy places the organism in Eukaryota, Metazoa, Arthropoda, Insecta, Coleoptera, Curculionidae.
CUGAAAUGUCCUCCAUCGGUAUCACAUGAACUUUAUUCACUAUAUCGCUAAGUGAAGUCAUAAUCAUGUCAAUCAAAGUUUGUGAAUUCUCCGUGACACUAGUGGGUUCCUUAAUAAUCUUUGUGCUUUUAAUGUGUCUCUGGUGCCUAAUUUAUGGGUUUAUCUUCAAGUUCAGGAAUCUCGUGAUGUCACAAGUGUACUUAUUAUUUGAGAGUAGGAAAUCUUUUUUUGGCACCUUUUAUGGAAUAUCAAUUACAAAAUCUAGCUGGUGCUUUUUCAAAAACCUUUAGGGUACGUCUGUUUUACAAUAAAAGCUUUAAAUAAUAUUUUAUAAUCUGCAUCUUAUUUACUUGCACCUAAAGUUACUUUUAUUUCCAAAUAUUUGCUAUUCCCUUGAUAAUUUUUUUGUAAUUUUUAGCAGUAGGUAAUUGAAUACCUUAUUUUUCCAGGUCUUUACAAACUGAAUGGCCAUUCAAAAAAGAAACUAGUCAGAAAAAAUUUCCUAAGCAGUUGAAUUGUUUAUCAGUGAAAUAAUCUCAGUAAAGAUGAGGUUAAUGUACCAAGCGUAAACCACCUAGAACUUUGUCUUAUAUACCUACUACCUACUAUGCUGUAAAUACAACAUUCCCAAACGAUAAAAUUUCAAAAAAGGUAUAAGUAUUUUCUGGACUAUUUCAGUAAGAAAUUUCAGUCACAUCAACUAAUUAACUUUUUGACCAAUGGAUUAAGUAUUCGCAUUAAGUCAGACAAAUUUGAUGAAUUUUUCAGGAUAGUAGAAAACCUUCUAUCAUUCCAACUUAUUUCAAAAAUCGAGGCAUUUAAAAUAAAACAAAUAAGAACCCAAAAAAUCUAAGUAAUGCGAAUGCAACUCGCAAGUGGAUUAAAUCCUAACAAAACGCAGCCUCCAAAUAAUAAAAUGAAUUUUCCAUACCUACCUACUGUAACGUCAUAUCUACAAAACGUCUGUGAGAUUAUGACACAAAGACUAUUUGGUAUUUUUCGUUAAAUAAAUUCAUACAUAGCAUAUAGCAUCAUAAAUCGUUCAGCCUAAAAUAAAAUCUAAAGUAAAUAUACCUAUACUUGGCAGGGGGGAGACUUAUUUUAAUAGUUAUUUAGCAAAAAUGGUAUCUAAUUAUUAUACGUCUUUAAUUAACAUACAAAAUGCUUCAUUCGUACAUGUACUUUGACCUUACAUUUCUGCCUAUAUCUAUAUAGGUAGCUGCUGUCCUCGUCCAGUUUCUUUCAGCAAUAUUCUGAAUGUCAUCAGACCUAUUUGUGUUUUUGAUCUGAAGGUUCACCUAACCUUCAAAGGGUUUGAGACAAGUAUUGUCGAUUCCAAUACCUAAUAAUGACUUUUCACCUUAAGAUUGAUCCUCAGACAUUGUCUUAUUUGAUUAAGGGUUAUUAAAAAAAAAUUAUCGUUGGUGAUUUGAUUUUGUUAUCUUUUGCAACAAUUAUUGUCUUUCAAAUGGAACAUUUCGUUAUUUUUUUGACAAUCUGAUCCUCAUGAUAAAUCCAUUGUGUAUAUUUGAUUUCAAGAUAAGUUAAAUAAUUAUAUAUAAAGGCAAUUUGGUCGUACAAUUAGAAUUUAAACGGGUAUUUUUGUUUAUUAUGAUGUGAUUUAAGAAAUAAAUUUUAUUGAUAUUGUGAAAAAUAUUGACAAAGUAUGUCCAUGAAAAAAAAUACUCAGGAUAGUGAUAUAGUUCGUAAAGGAUUUCCUUCCGAUGAGGCAUGGUACGGAUAUGUGGUUUUUGUUGCUGUGACAAUUAUUGCAAUAACAUGUGCACUGCCAUUAGGCGUCUUUGGUAUAAUAUAUGGAAAAUGGUUGUCGACGAUUGGCGAUGAAACCACCGGAACAUCCAUAGCGAAUGGAAUGUUUAAUACAAUUAUGUGUUUUACUGGACUAGCAACUAAUAUUCUACUAAAUACAUGGUCAUGUCGUACAGUAGGAACCAUUGGCGCUAUAAUUUGUGUAAUUGGAAGCUUCAGUGUAGUAUUCGUCAAUGAUCUGAUUUCGUUUAUAUUUUUGUAUUCGGUUAUUCAAGGUAUGGGUUAUGGUCUCCUUUUCCCAGCCUCUCUGACAGCUUUAAAUAACGUAUUCGACAAAAAGUUAUCGUUUAUGAUGGGCGCUUCACAAGCUUUAAUGGUGGCUUGUUGCAUUUUGAUGCCUCAAUGUGCUAAAUUUAUUAUGGACAAUUAUGGUUUCAGGGUUUCCGUUCUCGUUCUCGGUGGAGUUACGCUGCUCAAUGUUCCUGCAGCAAUUGUCUUAACAAGAUUUCAAUGUUGUGACAAGAAAUCAAAUCAAGACAAUGUAUUUGUUUCCAUAAAAAGCAAAUCCACCACCGACCUAGUCAUUAACGUAUCAGUUGAACCAUUGUUGAAGAAACGCCACAGUCUCAGAAAGGCAUCUAUCCAAGGAGAUUUCAAGAUUCUACAAAUAGCUGACAGAGCUGCCUCAGUAGUCAGCAUGAACAGAGACAAACGGAAAUUGGACAAUAAUAACGAUGAAAAACUAGAAGUAGAAGACGAGAAAGAAUCUAUAUGGGUUUCUGUAAAAUCUUCGAUGGAUAUGUCCCUCUUGACGGUUCCCAAAUACCUCAACAUCACCAUCGGGAUAUCGCUUAGCUCCACUUCCGACAUAUUUUUUAUCACAAUUAUGCCGGUGGUUCUAACUGACUUGGGAUUCAACCAAUCAGAAAUAGCUCUUACCAUGUCAUUGUUUUUUGGAUCUGAUCUGGUGUCAAGGACACUGCUUUCUGUGGUGAUGAGUUGUACUCAUAUUAAAAGUCGGUAUUGGAUACUAGGAGGAACGAUUUUUUCCACACUUGUCAGAGUUGCAUUUUUACUUUGCAAAGAACACUUAGCAAAAAUAUCAACUCUAGUAGUUCUUGGAUUUUCACGUUCCUUCAUCCAGACUCCUCCGCCACUCGUAAUUGCCGAAGAAUAUCCAGAUGGCUUUGCGACAGCUUUCUCUCUCUAUAUGGUAGUAACAGGUGUGACAAGUCUCAUUGUUGGUCCUUUGAUGGGUGUAGUAAAAACUCUGACGGGUAGUACAGAGAUGGUGUGUCACCUGUUGACAGGUUGUAAUGUAAUUUGUGUGAUCUCAUGGGUGUGCGAAAUUGCAAUUGGCUUUAGAAAAUCUAAAGACACGAAAGAAUGUGUGCGUCAUGAUAAUGUCUGACAAUCUAGUACCAUAGUUUUAAGACUGUUCAUUUUAAGUUGUAAAUAUCACUAUUAGGUAUUAUUUUAGUAAAAGUUUUUGGAAAAUAAAAAUGUAUUUUGAAU